This is a messenger RNA of Myzus persicae (green peach aphid), 615 nucleotides long. RefSeq names its product protein 5NUC-like. Gene Ontology annotation, biological process: AMP catabolic process. Gene Ontology annotation, molecular function: 5'-nucleotidase activity. The annotation marks the transcript as partial. The transcript is spliced from 4 exons. The record is from RefSeq and is a predicted model, not a curated record. NCBI's taxonomy places the organism in Eukaryota, Metazoa, Arthropoda, Insecta, Hemiptera, Aphididae. Gene Ontology annotation, cellular component: plasma membrane.
GCACUCCGCCCAGUAUUGAAAACCCGUAUGGACCAUAUCCACUAUACGUGACGAAUGUUAAAAAUAAGGCCGUGCCAAUAGUACAGGCAUACGCAAAUACCAAAUACGUUGGGAAGGUUGUUUUAAAAUUUGAUUCUAAUGGUGACUUAGUUAGUAUCAAUGGCAAACCAACAUUAUUGAACCAUGAAGAAAAACAAGAUCCUGAAAUGUUGACUGUUGUCGAUCGAUGGAAACCACAGGUAACUAAUUUUACGAACGUUACAAUCGGACGUACGGCUGUCGAGUUGAUAAACAGUUGUCACGAAAUGGAAUGCAACAUAGGUAACCUGAUAGCUGAUUCUUUCGUUUACUAUAACGUCCUGAAAAGAGAUGUUUACAACGAGUACUGGACUGAUGCUCCCAUUGGGAUCAUUCAAGCUGGUGGUAUUCGGACUACAAUCAACGAAACUGAUCAUGACGGUUACAUCACAUUAGGGCAGUUAAUGAAUGUCAUGCCGUUUCAAAGUAUCCUGGUUAAAGUUACUAUUUCUGGUAGUAGCCUAUUAGAAGCAUUUGAACAAAGUAUUUCUGACUUUGUAGAAGGUCGAGGUGGAUCUAAACUUUUACAAGUAUCCG